Nannospalax galili (Upper Galilee mountains blind mole rat) is the source of this 2092-nucleotide messenger RNA. RefSeq names its product receptor accessory protein 6 (gene Reep6). Lineage: Eukaryota; Metazoa; Chordata; Mammalia; Rodentia; Spalacidae. The coding region runs from base 86 to 640 and encodes 184 amino acids. The record is from RefSeq and is a predicted model, not a curated record. The transcript is spliced from 5 exons.
UGCGAAGCUAGGGCUGAGCGCUCCAAGCCCGGCCACUGCGGGCGCCGGGCAAGCACCAGAUCCCGGUCCCGGGCCCGCCGUUCCCAUGGACGCUCUGCGCCUGCGCUUCGAGCAGUUUCUGGAACAGAAGAACGUGGCUACAGACGCUCUCAGGGCGCUCGAAGCCAGAACCGGCGUGGAGAAGCGCUAUCUGGCCACGGGAGUCCUCACUCUGCUAAGCCUAUAUCUUCUAUUCGGCUACGGGGCAUCUCUGCUGUGCAAUGUCAUCGGAUUUGUAUACCCCGCGUAUGCUUCAGUCAAAGCCAUCGAGAGCGCAAACAAGGAGGACGACACUGUGUGGCUGACCUACUGGGUGGUGUACACCCUAUUUGGUCUAGCCGAGUUCUUCAGCGAUCUACUCCUGUUCUGGUUCCCUUUCUACUACGUGGGCAAGUGCACCUUCCUGUUAUUCUGCAUGACACCAGGACCCUGGAACGGGGCACUAAUACUGUACCAUCGCAUCGUGCGGCCACUCUUUCUAAAACACCACACAUCUCUCGACAGCGCCGUGAGCCAGCUCAGCGGAAGAGCACUGGACGCAGCAGCUGGGAUGGCCAGGGACGCCAAGCUGAGCCCAAGUCUUCAGGCGAAGCUCAAGUAAAGAUUCCACCUGUCCAGUGCAGCGGCAAAGACAAAGAGCCCCUGGCCAGCAACAAGGGACUUGGGGCUGACCCCCAUGCCUCAGACUCAUCCUCUGACUCCCAGACAGAGACCCGAUCCCGAAGAACUUCUAGCCAGGGCAGGUUUACUGGGAGUCCCUCGCAGCCCACAUCUGGCCAGUCCCCAUCCCCGACCACAUCUGCAUCCCGGGGUCAGCUGGCCAAGGGCUCUGCCAGGGGCUCCCAGAUCCCCAGCAAGUCUCAGGGCCAGCACCGCAGCCGGGGCAGCAUGUCCUCCCAGCCAGCACAGCGAGCCCAGCUUCCCAACACAUCUUUGGGACCCUCACAGCAGGCCCCUCGCUCUUCAGGUACCUCCCAGGCAACAGACAAAUCCUCAGCACCCUCUCCGACAGUGGGCCAUGGCUCAAUACCCUCCCAGCAGACGUUGAUACAGGCCCAGCCAGCUGGCCAAGCCUCAGCACCUGCAUCUACACCCAUGUCCACACAGCGUCUCAGCAUGUCUACCCAGGUCUCGCCCAGGACCCAGUCUCGUAGUGCCACCCCAAAGCCCACCCAGCCUGCCAGCAAGACCCCUGGAGAGCCAGGAGAUGCAGCCCCCAAAAGCAAGCAGACCCAAAAAUUCCAGGCCACACAAGUCUCUGGCAGCUGCUUGGUCCCUGAGCUGAUUGUCCCCUUUCGCUCUGAGUCGUCUCUAGAAUACAUGUCAGAUUCUACCACGGAAAUCACUUGCAACUGGCCAGGUUAUAGUCACCAGCUCUCUUGUCCCCACUAUUGCUGGCUCCUGCAGCAUCUGGCAUACUAAAACCACACCUGGACACUGCCAGCCAUGGGAUCACAGGAGAUACCUGUCCAUAGGAACCACAUAAAACACCAGCCCCCAUGGGAGCCACGCAGAGCACCUGCCUGCCACAGAGCUGCUUGAGAUACCUGCUGUCCUUGGAAGCUGAGAAAGACGCUUACCUGCCACAGAGCCACGCAAGACACCUGUCCACAAGAGCAAUACAAAAUACCUGCCUGUCGUAGAGCCAAGUAAAACACCUGCGCAUAGGAGCCACACAAGAUGUCUGCCUGCCAUGGAGCCACACGAGAUGCCUGAUGUCUACAGGAGCCACUCAAAACACCUGCCUGCCAUGGAGCCAUACAAAACACCUGCCCUUGUGACAUACAUGCAAGACACAGCAUCACAGAAACAUUGGUCCACAAGAAUAAAGGAAAAUAACUGCCUGCCAUGGAACCAUACCAAAUACCUGCCACAGUAGCACAUGGAACACCUACCUGAGGGACCCCACAUUCAAAACCCACUCAUGUGAUCCCUUGAGAAAGCCCACCACACAAAACACAUCCAGCAGGGUGCCACAUGAAACACCUUUGGAAGUCCCCUCAUGGAACAACCAUCCACUGAGGCAUAAAAUAAAAUAACCCGCUCAGGCUCA